Molecule: messenger RNA, 921 nt
Organism: Cebus imitator (Panamanian white-faced capuchin)
Lineage: Eukaryota; Metazoa; Chordata; Mammalia; Primates; Cebidae
Product: putative olfactory receptor 10J6
Biological process (GO): G protein-coupled receptor signaling pathway
Cellular component (GO): membrane
Molecular function (GO): olfactory receptor activity; G protein-coupled receptor activity
Source: RefSeq, a predicted model, not a curated record
AUGCAGAGAAAGAACCUCACAGAGGUGACAGAACUUGUUUUCCUGGGGUUCUCCAGAUUCCACAAACAUCAAAUCACUCUCUUUGUGGUUUUCCUCAUCCUGUGCACAUUAACUCUGGCUGGCAAUGCCAACAUCGUGACUGUCGUCCACAUUGACCGUCACCUUCACACCCCCAUGUACUUCUUCCUGAGCAUGCUAGCUAGCUCAGAGACAGUGUACACACCGGUCAUCAUUCCACAGAUGCUCUCCAGCCUCGUAGCCCAGACCCAGCAAAUCUCCCUAGCAGGUUGUAUUACCCAAAUGUUCUUCUUUGUUACUUUGGCCAUCAACAAUUGCUUCUUGCUCACAGUGAUGGACUAUGACCACUCUGUGGCCAUCUGCAAUCCCCUGAGAUACAUGGUCAUCAUGUGCAAGAAGGUGUGUGUCCAGCUGGUGCGUGGAGCCUUUGGCAUUGGCCUGGCCAUGGCAGCUGUCCAGGUAACAUCCAUAUUUACCUUACCUUUUGGUCACAGGGUGGUUGGUCAUUUCUUUGACAUCCUCCCUGUCAUGAAACUCCCCCGUAUUGAUACCACCAUCAAUAAGAUACUCAAUUUUGUUGUCAGUUUAUUUGUCAUCCUGGUCCCCAUGGGUCUGGUCUUCAUCUCCUAUGUCCUCAUCAUCUCCACUAUCCUCAAGAUUGCCUCAGCCGAGGGCCAGAAGACCUUUGCCACCUGUGCCUCCCAUCUCACUGUGGUUGUUGUCCACUAUGGCUGUGCCUCCAUUGCCUACCUCCAGCCCAAGUCUAAAACUAUAGAACAAGACCUUGUUCUCUCAGUGACCUACACCAUCAUCACUCCCCUGAUGAACCCUGUUGUUUACAGCCUAAGGAACAAGGAGGUCAAGGAAGCCCUAUGCAGAGCUGUGGGCAGAUACAUUUCUUAA